AUGAAGCCGCAGCUAAAGCAGCAGCCUUCGGUCACGUCGAGGGACGCUGAACUAUCGGCACAAUUUUCCAAGGCUUCCGUGUCCGACCUUCCUCCUCUCCAGAACCGCGCAGGCAACAGCACCAGCCCCUAUGUGCAAUCACAUGCCUCUACUCCCGUCGCAUGGCAGCUUCUGGAUGACGACGCCGUACAGAGAGCAAAGAAGGAGAACAAGCUGAUCUUCAUGAACAUCGGGUUCAAGUCAUGCCAUUAUUGUCGCCUGACUACCCGAGAGUCCUUCUCUCACCCUGAGAUCGCCAAGCUCCUCAACAACUCCUUUGUCCCAAUUAUUGUCGACCGUGAGGAGCGCCCGGACAUUGACAAUAUCUACAUGAACUACAUACAAGCAAUCAACGGCGCGGGUGGAUGGCCCCUGAACGUCUUUCUGACUCCUGAGCUGGAGCCUGUCUUUGGUGGCACGUAUUGGCCCUCGCCCGGCACUGAACUCAUCGGCCCUGAUGGCGAGGAGGUAGCUGAGGACGAACGCAUCGAUUUCCUGGUGAUCCUGCAAAAGAUGAAAGAGGUCUGGCCGCAACAUGAGGCCCGAUGCCGGCAAGAAGCCAAGGAGAUCGUGUCCAAAUUGCGCGAAUUUGCUGCCGAGGGAACUCUCGGCACGCGCGGAAUAUCGACUUCCGGGACAGUCGGGGCAUCGAGCGCCGCCGUUCCGACUGAUACGUCCGGUACGCCGAUGGCAGGGGACUCCGACCUUGACUUGGACCAGCUGGAGGAGGCAUACAUGCACAUCGCUGGCACCUUCGACCCUGUUAACGGUGGCUUUGGGAUGGCGCCAAAGUUCCCCACCCCGGCGAAGCUUUCUUUCCUGCUGAAACUCGCGAAUUUCCCCAGUGUCGUGGCAGAUGUGGUGGGGGAGAAAGAGGUUGCGCAGGCGAAGCACAUGGCGCUGCACACUCUGCGGAAGAUCCGGGACAGUGGGCUGCGCGACCACGUGGGUGGAGGAUUUCACCGGUAUGCUGUGACGACGAACUGGUCAGUGCCACAUUUUGAGAAAAUGGUCUCGGACAACGCGUUGCUGCUUGGCUUGUAUCUGGAUGCUUGGCUAUCAACGGCGAAAGGACUCAAGAAAGAUGACGAGUUCGCCAAUGUGGUCUUUGAGUUGGCAGAGUACCUGACCUCGCCGCCCAUACAACGGCCUGACGGUGGAUUUGCCAGCAGUGAAGCAGCAGAUUCGUACUACAAGAAAGGCGACACCCAGAUGCGCGAAGGCGCUUACUACCUGUGGACCCGAAGGGAAUUUGACGAGGUGUUCAAGGACUCUCCCACGGUGGGCGCUCUAGCCGCGGCGCACUGGAAUGUCCUAAGCCAUGGCAAUGUGGAGCGGGAGCAAGAUCCAAAUGACGAAUUUCUGAACCAGAAUGUCUUGCACACGGUGAAGGGUGCUGAAGAGCUUUGGAAACAAUUUGGGACCUCUUCUUCAGAGGCUCAGGAGUGGAUAGAAACUGCGCGGUCCAGGUUAAGGGCGCGCCGUGAGGCAGAUCGUGUGAGGCCGGAAACCGACACAAAAGCGGUGACCAGCACGAAUGCUAUGGUGAUCUCGGCAUUGGCGAGGACGAGCUCGGCUAUCGAAACCGUUGAUCCAGAAAAAGCCAAGAAAUACUUGACUGCAGCCAGGUCGGCGGCCAAGUUCAUCGAGACGCGAGCGUGGGAUGCGCAGGCGAAGCUGCUUUACAGGUCUUACUUUGACAGCCGAAGUUCAGCUAAAGGAUAUGCCGAGGAUUACGCUUUCCUCAUCGAAGCCCUGCUUGACCUGUAUGAAGCGACAGGUGAGGAGAACUGGCUUGAAUGGGCCGAUAAUCUGCAGAAACGACAAAUUGAGCUCUUCUACGACCCGACGGUCCCCAGCACAUCACGCCCAGUUACGCCGAUGGCGCAUCACUCCGCCUGUGGCGGGUUCUACUCCACGGCAGACGAGGCAGCACAAGUCAUCCUCCGCCUCAAGGACGGCAUGGAUACCGCACAACCAUCCACAAACGCGGUGUCCACGUCCAACCUGUUCCGGCUCGGCUUCGUCCUCGGGGACACAAGCUACGUCAAGGUCGCCCACGAGACCAUCAGUGCUUUCGAGGUCGAGGCUCUGCAGUACCCGUGGCUCUUCAUCGGGCUUCUUAGUGGCGUCGUCACUGCGAGGCUAGGCGGCAUCGUGUGGCUGUCUGCUACGGGAGAGGAGGCGAAGAAGGAGGAACGCCGGCGCAAGUUCUACGAGCUGCCCAGGGCAGGUCUGAGGAGCUGGGUCUUCUUGAAGAAGGGCAGCGAGAAGGAGAAAUCGUGGCUGUUUGGUAAGAGGAACCCGGCGCUUGCUGGCCUAGAAGAGGGAUCGUACCAGUUUGAUGGAAAGUAUAAGCGGUACGAUGAGGCAGAAUCAGACUUGUUUGGGCCUUAA
Messenger RNA from Diaporthe amygdali, 2436 nucleotides. RefSeq lists its product as uncharacterized. The transcript is spliced from 3 exons. The record is from RefSeq and is a predicted model, not a curated record. Gene Ontology annotation, biological process: carbohydrate metabolic process. NCBI's taxonomy places the organism in Eukaryota, Fungi, Ascomycota, Sordariomycetes, Diaporthales, Diaporthaceae. Gene Ontology annotation, molecular function: hydrolase activity, hydrolyzing O-glycosyl compounds. The coding region runs from base 1 to 2436 and encodes 811 amino acids.